ACUAUUUUUUUUCCUUCUUUCUUUCUUCCUCAUCCCGUGUGCUUCUGCUCUUCCCGACCCCCCCUGCAGCAGAACAAGGAGCAAGCAAGCCGACAGCCAUGCCUUGAGGAAACCGGUAGGAAGCUUGGUAUUUUCCCCUUCCUUUCUUGUUCUAGAACCCAUAUAGAACCCAUAAAUCUCUCCCCCUCUGCUGAAAUUCCAGAUCUGCUUGGUUUCUCCCCCUCCCCUGUCCGUGAGCUGCAGCUGGUGAUGCGAAAUUCUGGGCUUUUUUCGCUAGCCGCCGGCUUCUUCUCCCCCACCAGGUCCGGUUCUGCUGGCUAGAAAAUUAUGGUUCCUGAUCGUUCUGUCAGUUUAGCACUAAGAUUGAGUCUUCGGUUUUAUGCGAGUGAGGUAAGUAAAUUUAUGAUAAUGUUCGUACAGUUUUUGAAAGCAUGUUUUGACUUGUUUUUGAAGUGGUGGCGGAACUAAACCUAUUUUAUACAAAAGUAAGUAUGACUGAUUUGAAGUGAAAUUUUAUGCUUUUCAUUAAAUUGAGCAUGCCUAUUUGAAAUUUAAUUGAUUGUCCCGAUGAUUUGAAAGUGAUUGGUGAAUUAUGAUUUUUCUUUAACUUUUGGCUGUUUUGUCUUCAAUGUGGUUAUGUUAUUAAUGAUCCUGCUAGUGGGGGUUAAACGCUAGCACAUGUCGACAUGUUAUUGAUAGAACCGGUUUGUUCGAGUGACCCUGCUAGUGGGGAUUAUACACUAGCAAAUAGUGUAUCCUGCCAGUGAGAGGUUGCUAGUGUAGCCUGCCAGUGAGAGUUUAAUUAAGGGCUAUCCAUAUUUUACUUACUAAGUUUAUCUCAUAGUUUUUCCUUGUCCACCAUUUAAGGAAGCGAAACUGAAGACAGGAAACCACGGGAAGUGACGAGUUAGAAGGCUAGCCAUUUCGAGAUUGAUAUAGAUUUUAGAUAUAGAUCAUGAUCUUGUAAACUAGAUUUUAAUUGGAGAUUUUAUAAUUUUAUUGAAUGGAUUGUUAGUUACAAUGGAUUUUACCUUGAGAUUUUGAGCUUUAAGUGUUGGACAUAGAAUUAAUUUGAAAUAUCUUAUUUAAGUUAUUGGAUUGUCGAAUGUGAAUUGGAUAAGUUUCGAGCCUUGUGCACUUGUGGGACCCGUCUCACGAGUGUACGGCGUUUGUCGCGCUUCGGAUUCGGGUUCUGGGGCGAGACAGAUUUAGUGGUAUCAGAGCGUAGCAUAGCUGGUUGAGAAUUUGUUCUGUUUGUCACAUGACUAGUGGAAGAUGGGCAAACCCUCUACUUUGUAAGAGAUUCAAGGCUAUUUUAGCAAAUGUUGAUGACUUGAUUGUAAAUCUGCUUAGCCUCCAAGGGCUACAAGGUGAAGGGGUAGUCUUUGAAGUACCUAAUGCCCUAGAGUUGUGUUCCAAGAGAAUGGUUCUUUUAUCUGGCUGCUUUGAUUUUUGUUUGCCCUUUUAAUUAUAAGACAGUGAUCUUUUUAGUAUCCUGAUCCCCACUAUUGAUUAUUCUGUUAAUUAAUUCGUGUUACUUGGGGUGCUAGAUCUAGACAUCCUGAUUAUAUCUACUCUGGAAUCCUUGUUCUCAUUGUCAUUAUUGAAAUCUCUUUUGUGGGCUUAAUCCUUGAAUUUUAUUGUUUGUUUCAUGUUUAACUCGUCUUUCAAUUUUGACUGCUUAGUUAAAUUGAUCUUGAUUCUUGGUGAAUGCCGUUUUGUUGCUAAAAUUUUUGAGGCAUUCUACCUUGCACUCUUAUGUUUCAGUAUUCUUCCAAGCAUUCAUAUUUUCCACUGAUUUCAUUCUGAUGCUAUUCUGGAAAUUUCACAUGUCAUUUGAUGGGUCUAGCUUUUAACUCUUGUUAAUUGCUAAAAUUUGUUUCUUGAUUCUAGUUGUUUUGUUAAACAUGAUCUUAUUGGUUAACCUUGUUUUGUGGCAGAGUGUAUAAGGCAUCCAUGAACUCGUUCAUUCAUUAAUGAUCCAUAUAUCCAUUGGAUGCUUAUCCGUCUUUGAUAGAGUUCAAAAUUUUGUUGUACUCAUCUUUAAAUCCAUGCCAUUCUUUGCCAACUCAUCUUGUGUUGGGUUCAUAGCGUAACCCCACAAUUGUUCUUUGUAGUCUUGGCAGGAUUUAUUUUAUUCCUUGUGCUUUCCGUAUUACCUCAACCUCUAGUAACCUGUUUCAUGGUAAACCCUGUUAAGUAGUUAACGUUUUGCUUCUUAAGAUUAGUUGUGGUUUGAUGUCAGAGUGGCGUAGCGGAAGCGUAGUAGGGUAUGUUCUGUUCAUAAAGAAUUGGUGAGGCAUUUGUUUGUCUUGGAUUGUGUGAAGCCAUUCACCACUCGAAAUGAUCCUCAAUUUGAGUUUUGGGGACAAAACUCCUUUUUAGGAGGGGUGGAUGUAAUACCCCAAAAUUUUGUGAUAUUUUAGCAUUAAGUUAAGGAUUAAAUUGUGAAAAAAUAU
This is a messenger RNA of Rubroshorea leprosula, 2459 nucleotides long. NCBI's taxonomy places the organism in Eukaryota, Viridiplantae, Streptophyta, Magnoliopsida, Malvales, Dipterocarpaceae. The record is from the annotation of a GenBank genome assembly.